GCUGAAUACAGUGUAAUGACACUUUUUCCAUUAAUAUGUUUAUGAACAACUGAAAAAAGCACAAAUGUCAGGGCAUGUCAAAACUUCUCCAGGGUCCCAAAAAUCCUCAGACCCCUGAGGGUUAAUAAGAUUUUAGGCUGGUGUCCUCCAUGAUUCCUGUUCCUUCUGACAACAAAGCACUUGAGCUCGUAAUCACAAAGUGGGAAGUAGGAAAUUUCCGAUAGCACGUGCAUAAAUUACUGCAUGAAAUGUUCCUUCACCUGGGGUCAAAAGCGGAGUUUAAAGCACUGAUCAGCACAGUGAGAAACAAAUAAAACACCAAAAACUUUUUAUGUUGAUUUUAAUAGUCAUUCAUUAAGGCAGGACGCUCUCACCGAAUCUCUUGUUUUGCUAGAGCUCUGCACAGGAAGCAGUGGGCGACAUGGAGAAAGCCUGUUCUGAUCUGACGGACUCCAUCAAGGCUCAAUGCAGUGAGAUGAUCCAUCUGAUCAGAGCUCAGGAGGAGACGGCCGUGAGUCAGGCUGAGAAGGUUCAGGAGCAGCUGCAGCAGGAGCUUUCUGAGCUUCAACAGAGAGACGCAAACAUUCAGAUGCUUCUGAGUUCUGAAGACGACUUCCUGAUCCUCCAGAGCUUUAGAUCUCUCUCAAAUCCUCAAAAGUGUGAAAAUUCACCCAUUAAUAUGAGUUGUGACGGCUUAUUUGGACAAGUGAGGAAAUCAAUCUCUGACAGAAAAGACAAAAUGAUGGAUUUACUUGAAGAGAAUCGCAUACUCUUGUCUGAGGAAGUUCAGAAAGUUCAGGUUUUCUAGCUUCUUCACUCCAAGAACCGAGAAGAAUUUUUCCUUUUUUCUUUUUAAAGUCUUGAAGUAUUAUGUGAAAAAUCGAAGGGUUUUCCAUAACAACCUGUUUUACGUUAAGAUAUCAACCAUACAUUGGUGUUUUAUUUUCUUAUUAUUUUAAAGAUUUCAUUUAUAAUCAUUUGCCAUUUAUGUAGUUGUCAUUGAUUUAUCAUUUUUCAUAUUGUCAUUUGAUUUACAUCAUUUAUCCAUUAAUCAUUUUACUAUCAUUAUUAUGUUUUUAUAUUACUUAUAAUUUCCUUUCUAUUGCUGUGAAAUCUUAUGAUUGUGUGGUCUAAAGAGAUGUUUGUCUCCAUUUCAAGGUUUUAAUCGAUGUUGUGAAGCAGUAAUUUUCCAUUGAAUUGCAUUGAAUCAUACGCAACAAACUUUUAUUCAAUAAACUCUGCUCUUUUAUUAUCAUCAAUUUGUCUCCUGCUUCUGCUGAGAUUUGAAUUUAAAGUAGCAUUUAUGUAUUUGGUGAAAAUCUGUGUCCUUCUACAGUGUGCAGUUCUGAAUAUUGUUCACUCAAACAGACACCAGUUAUACUGACAUUAAAAAAAAAAAAAGUUAUAUGAACAUUUAAAUAAGGUGUAUCUAAUCAGUUUAAUGUAUAUCUGCAUCAUGGUGAGCAGGAUCUGAUUGCAGAUAGUGGUUUCAUAGAGAAAUAGCAAAAGUAUACAUAAGUCCAAAACUGAAGAAGAACUGAACAACAUCCAUAGAAAGGACAAUAAACUGGGGCUACACAAGACUGAAGAGACACAACUGAUCAACAAAGGGACUAACAUGGCAGAGGAAACCAGAGAACCGGGAACAAUGCAAACUAAAGGAUUGUCCCGCCCCCUCCACUGAUGUUGCUUAGCAACCAGUGCAAACACACACGCCACUCAUGGCUUCCCGGGAACUGGACGCAGAGUUGGGCAGAUCAUCGCUGGAGGACAGAGUGUCUCUGUUCGGCCGGCUGAUGGAGAAACACAGGACUGGCAGGAAGAAGUUCCUGUUACACCGGCUCAUCGUGGUCGGCCGUCUCUCCGGUGGACUCGCGGACCGGACGACGGUGGGAGUUCACUUCGAGAGGCUGAACGUCAGUGUUCAGAGGAGCCGUCCGGGAGAAGAGGUCACCGGCGUCCUGCUGCUCUACCCUGAACACGCGCUGAACGUCAUCGAGUGUUCCACUGAAGCUCUGCUGUCUGUUCUGCAAGACCUGCGACACAUGGAGGAAAACCUGCACAGUGGCCUGAUCCUGGAGCCCAGAAUCCUGCUGGUGUCCCACGACCUUCACAGCAGACUCUUCCAGCAGUGGAACUACAAGCUGCUGAGCGAGUCUGACGGCCGCCGUACCGUCGUCUCUGAGGACCAGAGCUCAGAGGAACUAGUGAGAGAGACUCUCCGUCAGGUCCUGCGGCUCGGGCGUCACCUCUUCAACGCAGCUGAACAGAUGACGGGAUCUAAAGUGAUUCCAGAUGAAGUUCUGAAGGACGCAGCAGAUGUGAUUCCUCCUCAGGCCGCAGUGUGUCGUCUGGUCCAGAUGGAGGCGCUGUUGAGCCCCGCGCGCUACUUGAGCACAUAUCAUUCACCUCUUCAUCAGCUGCUGGACUCUGGACAUGUUUUCGGGAGUUUUCGUCCCACCUCAGUGUAGGUUUGGAUUUAGGGGAGGUACGACAUCAUGUUUUACCCUCUCAGUGCAUGCAAUCAUGUGACCAUAUAGACUGCAUGUGUGCAUGAGAUUGAACCGCCGGAGGAACGACGGAUGUUAUUCCCACUUCAACCCAAAGAACACAAAGCACUUCUCAGAGGUUUCUCCUCAGAAAAAGACCCCAGUAAUCAGCAGCUAACAAAAAUAUCUUCAGAGAAUGUAAUGAACACGUUAUUUCUGAAUGUUCUCUGAACGUUAAAAAUGUUUAUAGCUUAUAAUCAUUUUACAGCCUGACAACUAUUGACCGAUCGGGUCCGUUUUAGGAGAAACAUCUGAGACAAAGUUAAACACACCCGAGGACUCGUUCAGCUCCAGCUCCAAACUCUGAUAGUUUUAUCAUGACUCUGAUUCUUGUUUAUUCUCAUUCUUUUCUUUAAAACUCUCAUCUGACCUCCAACUAACUCCAUGAAUGUUCCCAUCAACGCACGACUACAUGUUCUCAUUUCGUCUAGAUAACUAAUGCACAUUUCAAUGCAUAUGUCAAUCAUUUUUGUCACUUUUGUGUAUUUUGACAGAAUCUGUGUGGCCUGCAGUGGAACAUCUUCAGAUCGUUUGAACAACUUUAUUAAUAAAUACACAUUUUUUUUUCACA
Messenger RNA from Megalobrama amblycephala (Wuchang bream), 3120 nucleotides. Its product is annotated as testis-expressed protein 47. Lineage: Eukaryota; Metazoa; Chordata; Actinopteri; Cypriniformes; Xenocyprididae. The transcript is spliced from 9 exons. Bases 1722 to 2471 code for a protein of 249 amino acids. The record is from RefSeq and is a predicted model, not a curated record. Gene Ontology annotation, molecular function: FAD binding; blue light photoreceptor activity.